AUGUGUUUUUCACUGGGAGGCAGAGAGGAGAGCAGGUGGGAGGAGGCGCAGAGAUGGCAGGACAUACCGAGGCGGAAGGAAGGAAGGAAGGAAGGCUGGGGGAGGAGAGAGAGAGAGAGAGAGAGAGAGAGAGAGCAGGUGAUUUGUUUGGCCGGGCGAGCGGAGAGCGGAUCUAAUGUCCAUCUGCUCUGGCAGGCGGAAACAACAGGUCCCCCUCACACCAGAACUGGACCUUCUGCUGAGCUCAGAGAGAACGGCGAGGUGGACGAGAGUUCAGGAGUGUGUGUGUGUGUGUGUGUGUGUGUGUGA
Molecule: messenger RNA, 309 nt
Organism: Xyrichtys novacula (pearly razorfish)
Lineage: Eukaryota; Metazoa; Chordata; Actinopteri; Labriformes; Labridae
Source: the annotation of a GenBank genome assembly